Messenger RNA from Beta vulgaris subsp. vulgaris (sugar beet), 525 nucleotides. RefSeq lists its product as uncharacterized. The transcript has a single exon. Gene Ontology annotation, molecular function: nucleic acid binding. Lineage: Eukaryota; Viridiplantae; Streptophyta; Magnoliopsida; Caryophyllales; Amaranthaceae. The coding region runs from base 1 to 525 and encodes 174 amino acids. The record is from RefSeq and is a predicted model, not a curated record.
AUGUUCAUAGCUGCACUUGCAAGGCCAAUUACCACAGUCAAUAGUGUGGUCAUUUUUGAUGGGAAGAUAGACAUCUUCCCAUUCAUAGAAGAGGUGGCAGUAAAGAGGUCUAGUUGUAAUAGAGAUGCAGGGGUGAUUGAAACCAAACCUCUACUAAGCAUCACAAAAGAAGUCAUAAGAGAGAAGCUAAUAAAUCACAUACUGCCAGCCAUAAGAGAAAAGUGGUCAGAGGAUGGGUGUAAGCAAAUCUGGAUUGUCCAAGACAAUGCAAGGCCACACAUAGCAAAUGAUAAUGCUCAAUUCAACUUAGAGGCAAAAAAAGAUGGAUUUGACAUAAUAUUAAUCAAUCAGCCAGCACAAUCUCCUGAUAUGAAUGUGUUGGAUCUUGGUUUCUUUGAUGCAAUUCAAACAUUAAAAGAUCAAAUUGCACCUAGAACUAUGAAGCACUUGGUGAAGGCAGUGAACAAGACCUAUGACAAGUAUGAUCGUAAGCUAUGCAAUCACAUAUGGCUGACUCUACAAUAA